Molecule: messenger RNA, 2745 nt
Organism: Pseudophryne corroboree (corroboree frog)
Lineage: Eukaryota; Metazoa; Chordata; Amphibia; Anura; Myobatrachidae
Product: E3 ubiquitin/ISG15 ligase TRIM25-like
Exons: 1
Coding region: 1-1206 (401 amino acids)
Molecular function (GO): zinc ion binding
Source: RefSeq, a predicted model, not a curated record
AUGGCGUCUGCUGAUCUGAGACAGGAGCUGGUCUGUUCCAUCUGCCUGAGCAUUUAUACAGAUCCUGUAACCCUGAGAUGUGGCCACAACUUCUGCCGGGGCUGUAUUGAUUGUGUGCUGGAUAUACAGGAGGGGUAUGGAGUUUAUACCUGUCCUGAAUGCAGAGCAGAGUGUGCAGAGCGUCCCGCACUGCAGAGGAACAUAACGCUGUGUAACAUAGUGGAGAGAUUCCUGUCUACUCGGCCAGAUCAGGAGGAGACUGGGAUCUUCUGCACUUACUGUGUGGACUCUCCUGUACCUGCCGCUAAAUCCUGUCUGCAUUGUGAGGCUCAUCUGUGUGAUAAACACCUGAGAGUACACAGCAAGUCAGCAGAGCACGUCUUAUGUGAUCCCACCACUGCCCUGGGGGACAGGAAAUGCUCCAUCCAUAAGGAGAUCUACAAGUAUUACUGCCCAGAGGACGCUGCCUGUAUCUGUAUGUCCUGCUGUCUGAUCGGGGAACACAGAGGACAUAAGAUGGAGUCACUGGAAGAGGCCUCUGAGAAGAAGAAGGAGACACUGGGAGAUGUUCUGCAGGAACUGACCACAAAUAGAGCGGAGACUGAAAUAAGAGUCCAGAGUCUGCAGGAGCGCAGGAGAGAAUGUCUGGGAAAAGCAGCGGGUGCAACAGAGAGAGUCACUGCCCUGUUUAGAGACAUCAGGAGACAGCUGGAUGACCUGGAGAAUAAAGCUCUGAGUAAGAUCUCCAGGUAUGAACAGCGCAUUUCACUCUCAGUCUCUGAGCAGAUCCAGCAGCUGGAAAUAGAGAAGGACGAGCUGUCCAGGAAGGUGCGUCACAUUGAGGAGCUGUGUAACAUGUCUGAUCCAGUGACUGUCUUACAGGAUCCAGACACAGGAGACUUGUGUGAUUAUGAGGACACAGAGAGCCAUUAUACACAUGAUGGAAGAGAUCUGGAUGUUGGUUUCAUUUCACGGAAAUUACAGAAAGAAUUAUCUGAUAUAAUAACAGGUAUAAAUACUGGAGCCUAUGUGCUUGAAGCUACAGACAUAUUACUGGAUGUAACCACAGCUGGUAAUAAACUAGAUAUAUUAGGGGAUAUGAAAACUGCAUUCUGGUCACCAGACCAAGUAUGGCCAGAAACACCAGAGAGAUUUCAGGGUCAUCAAGUAAUAAGCACCAGGAGAUUCUACUCAGGGCAACAUUAAUGGGAGGUGGAUGUCAGGGAAUCAGAUUGGUGGAUGGUGGGGAUGUGUUACCCCAGUAUAGACAGGAGAGGAGAUCAGUCAGAGAUUGGAUUGAAUGACAAGUCCUGGUGUUUAUAUAAGGGGUUUAAUAAUGAUUACUUAGUGAUACAUGACAGUAUAGCGAUCCAGUUACCUCGCAAUUUCCCCUGUGACAGAGUGAGGGUAUAUCUGGAUUAUGAGGCCGGACGGCUGUCUUUUUACUCUCUGUGUGACCCAAUCAGACACUUACACACCUACACCUCCACCUUCACUGAGCCCCUCCAUGCUGCAUUACGUGUAUCCACAGGUGGUAUAACUAUAUCCCCCUGAUGACAUCACAGGGAGGGGAUCUCAUUGGUGGAACUUUUAGAUAGUAAAAUAAAGCCACUGGGGGAUCUCAGUGUAUGUACAAUAGGUGCAGGGUGUGCAGUGCCCAUGGGCAAAUGAGUGAAGGGGCACUUACACCCUGCACCCACUAACUGUACUUACCUAGCGGCCGGCACCAUAUUAUCUAUGUACAAUACUAGGAGUUUCAGCCCUUAAGCCGGUGUGAGGAUGGGGCUGAACAUAAAGUGCACAGGGGCUUCUCCUCUGACAAGUAAUGGGUAGCGCUCCCGCUACCAACGUUUAUUACCCUGUGAUGGCUCCCUUUGUGCGCAGGCAGCGACAUGCUACGGCUAUACAAAUACUCCUGCAACAGAAUGCUAUGCCGCGUCUUACUGCCCGAGAUGUGAACGCAUCACUGGGAUCAAUGUAAUAGGACACAUGUCUAUAUACAGGCUAUGGAAGUCCGGCACUCCAACCAUCCAAAUAUAGUGCGUUCAGGGGCCUUUCCAAUGAGGAUGUGUAACUGCAAAGAGCCAGUCGGCAGACGAUUGUUAACAGUUAAUAGUAAAUAAAUAAAUAAAUAAAUGUGUGUGUGUGUGUGUGUGUGUGUGUGUGUGUGUGUGUGUGUGUGUGUGUGUGUGUGAAAGCCCACUCAGUCAUCACUCAGUCACUCACUCACUCAUUACUAAUUCUCUCACUUCCCGAUGUUAGGAAGAUGAAAUGUAACAUAGGUAUUCUGCAGGUGGGAAGUAGGAAAACUACAUAAUCAGAAUUUUAAUAAACCUCCACUAAGGGGAUGAACAGGGCGGUGACAUAAUGACAUCAUUACCGAUGCGUGGCUUGCGUUGCAUGAACGAUAACGCCCAAAUGGGCAAUCGGAUCAAAAUUUGGAUUGCACCUCCAGUGUGUAGAAUUUAUGCUACGGGCGCUCCUCUGGGUAACGCCCAGGACCAGGGAUUAUUAUUUACUUAUAUUAAGACGUCUCAAAUUUACAUCUCUACAGAUUUACCAAAGGUAUUUACACUGUUAUAUUUACAACCGUGAAAAUCAGAAACUUUCUGGUUGAAUGACUCUGAGUGCCGCCUCAUCUGUCCUGUGUGUGUGUGUGUGUGUGUGUGUGUGUGUGUGUGUGUGUGUAUAUAUAUAUAUAUAUAUAUAUAUAAAAAGAAACAUUAAUAUGUAUUGUUAACUAAU